UCUGUAACCAUUCAUCUCCUUACAAUAUCCAGUAUCCUCCGCGACCAGCACAAUGAAGCACCGGUGCCUUGCCGCCCCUAAGCUGCACCGCUCAUCGUCGUCCUCUGAUCACCACCACUUCUCCCUCUGAACCACACUCUCCAAACCCUGCGCAAUGGAGCCUCAUCUCCUUGACCCCACUAGCCUGCGCUGGUCAUCAUCCAUCCCCUUAACCUACACCACCUGUUCGUUAAAAGUUCUCAAAGAGACCAAGCCCACCUCAAAUCCACCAUUUUUAUUUGUCAGAGCAGGGAAACGGAGUUCCGGAAGUUCCCAAAACGGGCUUCAGAGACAACCUAAGAAGGAUCUUUCUCGGAUUUUGAGGACAGAGGCGGCAAUUAGUGGCAUUGAGAGAAAAGCAAAUUCAAGAAAGUACAGUACUUUGUGGCCCAAAGCGGUUUUGGAGGCUUUGGAUGAGGCGAUAAGAGAGAAUAGAUAUGAGUCUGCUCUCAAGAUUUUUGGACUUCUUCGUAAACAACAUUGGUAUGAGCCAAGAUGCCAAACAUACACGAAGCUCUUGAUGAUGCUUGGCAAGUGCAAGCAACCUGAGCAGGCAAGCCUGCUGUUCGAGGUCAUGCUAUCUGAGGGGCUCCGACCCACUCUGGAUGUUUACACUGCACUUGUAAGUGCUUAUGGUCAUAGUGGCCAACUCGACAAAGCAUUUUGUACAGUUGAGGACAUGAAGUCAGUCUCCGACUGUAAACCAGAUGUAUAUACCUAUUCUAUUCUUAUUAAAUGUUGCACCACACUUGGCCGUUUUGACCUGAUUGAACGCAUUUUCACUGAGAUGUCAUAUCUUGGAAUUGAAUGUAGCACUGUGACAUACAAUACAAUAAUUGAUGGAUAUGGUAAGGCUGACAUGUUUGAACUGAUGGAGAGCUCAUUAACAGAAAUGAUUGAAAGUGGCACAUGCCUUCCGGAUAUUUUCACUUUAAAUUCUUUUAUUUGGGCUUAUGGGAAUAGUGGGCAGAUUGAAAAGAUGGAGAAGUGGUAUGAUGAAUUUCAGCUCAUGGGGAUAAGGCCAGACAUUAAGACAUUUAAUAUCCUGAUCAGAUCAUAUGGGAAGGCAUGCAUGUAUGAGAAAAUGGUGUCUGUUAUGGAGUUUAUGAAGAAAAGGUUCUACUCCCCAACUAUAGUUACUUUUAACAUUGUUAUUGAAAUGUUUGGAAGGGUUGGAAAUAUUGAGAAGAUGGAGGAGUUCUUCCUGAAAAUGAAGCAUCAAGGAGUAAAGCCUAACUCCAUUACCUACUGCUCUCUUGUUAGCGCAUACAGUAAAGCUGGGUAUUUAAAGAAGGUUGAUUCAAUAUUGAGGCAAAUUGAAAAUUCUGAUGUAACUCUAGAUACUCCAUUUUUCAAUUGUGUCCUCAGUGCUUAUGGUCAGGCUGGUGAUGUAGAAAGAAUGGGUGAAUUGUUCUUGGUUAUGAAAGAGAGGAAAUGUAAGCCUGAUAAUAUCACUUUUGCCACUAUGAUUCAAGCCUAUAAUGCCCAAGGCAUGAUUGAAGCUGCACAAAAUUUGGAGGUUAACAUGAUUACCACCAAGAACAAAUCAGGAACAAGGUUGAUCGGAUGCUAAUGUAUUAACUAAUGAGGACAAGCAACCUUCUAUAAUUGAGAACUCUAAUUUGUGAUAUGUUCAGAGCAGGAAAGAACAAUUUAUUGGCUUUGUGACCGCAUCUGCAGCAGGUGAACCUCAAUACUGCUUCAAAACAUAUCAGUUGGACCAACAAAGAUUGCAGAUUGGGGGUCUUCUCUCAAAUCUGAAGCACCUCUGCUGUCCAUGCAAUGCUGACAUUAGUGAAGUGCAGUGUUGUUCUUAACCUCUGGAGAUCUAUACAAGAGCCCUCCAUUUGAUUAGAAGAUAGGCCUUCAAGUAAAGAAAGAACACUACAUAGAUGGAAAGGAGGGUGGGAAAGAGUCGCUAGAUCAGUAUGAAUCAGAUUUGCUAUGAUAUCAUGUAACGAGAUCCAGAAAAAGAAUUUGAGAAUUCACCAAUAUAUUUUUCUCAUGAAUAAUGAAGGGGGAGAAGCAGAAGUUUGGGUUUCUGCUGCAAUCUGUAGUUACCCUUUAGCAAUGGACUACACUCAUGCUUCUAACAGUUUCUGUUUCAACUAAAGCUACAAGCCUUUCUCAGUUUUAUUAGUUUGAAGUUUUAGCCAUUUCCUGCACAAAAUUGUAUUAUUUUGAUUUAUUUUCUGGGAUUCUUUUUUUGGAUGUUACAUCCUGGGAUUUCAUAGUCAACUUAGGAUUUAACUGUUGCUUAGAUUGAGCUGUAAAACACUGUUUGAGAUGGGUGAAUCAUGUGUGAGGCAAAUUUAUAGCCAAAUGAUAA
This is a messenger RNA of Vitis vinifera (wine grape), 2368 nucleotides long. RefSeq names its product pentatricopeptide repeat-containing protein At3g53170. Bases 155 to 1612 code for a protein of 485 amino acids. NCBI's taxonomy places the organism in Eukaryota, Viridiplantae, Streptophyta, Magnoliopsida, Vitales, Vitaceae. Gene Ontology annotation, molecular function: mRNA binding; protein binding. The record is from RefSeq and is a predicted model, not a curated record. The transcript has 4 exons.